AAGUGAAUAAUAUAUAGUUUUUGUGUAAACAUACAUAUGCAUGUAUGAGCACAGGAAAGAGGUGAAGAUGGAGGGAAGUAUCCGCUGCUCCGCCAACUACGUUCCUCUCACUCCGAUCACCUUCUUGGAGCGCGCCGCCGUGGUGUACCAGGAAAGAGUUUCUGUGGUCUUCGGUGACGUCACCUACACGUGGGCACAGACACACCAACGCUGCAUCAAACUCGCUUCUUCCAUUUCUCAACUAGGAGUUUCUCCUCGCGAUGUGGUUGCUGUAUUGGCCCCUAAUGUUCCAGCUAUGUAUGAGCUACAUUUUGCUGUUCCCAUGUCAGGGGCUGUGCUUUGCACGCUAAAUACACGUCAUGAUUCUGCAAUGGUUUCAUUGUUGUUAAAACAUUCUGAGGCCAAGCUUUUUUUUGUUGAUUACCAAUUACUUGAUGUUGCUAAAGGGGCACUAGAAAUCCUCUCAAAAACCGCCUCCAAGAUUCCCCUUUUGGUGUCAAUUUUUGAGUGUGGUCACCCAUCACCUUCCACUGCUAAAGGAACCUUGAUAUAUGAGGAUCUUAUAGCUAACGGGGAUGUUCAAUUCGAGGUGAGGAGGCCAAGAGAUGAAUGGGAUCCGAUCUCACUCAAUUACACUUCUGGAACUACAUCGAACCCCAAGGGGGUAAUCUACAGCCAUAGAGGUGCCUAUCUUAAUGCUCUGGCUACAGUUCUUCUUAAUGAGAUGAGGUGUAUGCCGGUAUAUUUAUGGUGUGUUCCCAUGUUUCAUUGCAAUGGUUGGUGCCUCCCUUGGGGCAUUGCUGCUCAGGGUGGCACAAAUGUUUGCCAAAGAAAUGUAACUGCUGAAGGGAUAUUUGAUAAUAUUUUUAGGCACAAGGUUACCCACAUGGGCGGUGCACCAACUGUUUUAAACAUGAUCAUUAACUCACCCCCUAAUGUCCGGAAGCCACUUCCCGGAAGGGUGGGGGUGAUGACGGGUGCUGCACCUCCGCCACCAGAUGUGAUUUUUAGGAUGGAAGAGCUAGGAUUUGAUGUGACUCAUUCAUAUGGUUUGACAGAAACCUAUGGUCCAGGAUCAAUUUGCACCUGGAAACCAGAAUGGAACAAUCUGUCUAAAGAUGCACAAGCAAAACUCAAGGCCCGUCAAGGAGUGCCCCAUGUUGGAAUGGAAGAGCUGGAUGUUAAGGAUCCUCAAACAAUGAAGAGUGUACCAGCUGAUGCAAAAACCAUGGGUGAGGUUAUGUUCAGGGGCAACGUAGUGAUGAAUGGAUAUCUGAAGGACUUGAAAGCAACCCAAGAAGCAUUUAAAGGUGGAUGGUUUAGGACUGGUGAUUUGGGAGUAAAGCAUCCUGAUGGAUACAUAGAGCUUAAGGAUAGGUCAAAGGAUAUCAUCAUCUCAGGGGGAGAAAAUAUUAGCACAAUUGAGCUUGAAGGAGUGAUUUUUAGUCAUCCAGCAGUUCUCGAGGCAGCUGUUGUUGGGAGACCUGAUGAUUAUUGGGGAGAGACACCUUGUGCAUUUGUGAAGCUCAAGGAAGGGUGCAGUGCUACGCCACACGAGAUAAUACAAUUUUGUCAGAAUCGUUUGCCUCGGUUUAUGGCUCCUCGAACUGUAGUUUUUGCUGAUCUGCCAAAGACUUCAACCGGCAAGACACAGAAAUUUGUUCUGAGGGAGAGGGCAAAGGCUUUGGGAAGUUUGUCUAAGAAGAACACUAGCAUGUUAUAAACUGCAUUUAUUCUGAAAUUUGAAUGCAAUGUUCUUAAUGUUAUGUGCUUUCAGGUUGUUAUUUCAUUUCCGCUUGCAAAUAAAAUAAAAUUUGUGUAUUUGCCUGAAUA
Cajanus cajan (pigeon pea) is the source of this 1833-nucleotide messenger RNA. It is a transcript of the gene AAE1, whose product is annotated as acyl activating enzyme 1. The record is from RefSeq and is a predicted model, not a curated record. NCBI's taxonomy places the organism in Eukaryota, Viridiplantae, Streptophyta, Magnoliopsida, Fabales, Fabaceae.